UUAAUUAAGAAUUCGACCUAAAAAUGGUGUCCAACGGGGAUGAUCAUCUCAGACAGAACAAGCUUAUGAGGGGACAGAAAAUGGCUUCUCAUAGGAGUUUGUAUUAUUUUCAGUUUUGAGCUUUGCGUAGAUGCAGUUUGCUCGCAUAAUCUUUGAUUCACAAUUGUUAUAAAAGUUUGUGGUGUGGUGUGUGAUUAUUAUGAUUUAAACUUAUGAAAUAAGAGAGAAGAGUCUCAUCAUACCUUACUAUUGGCACACAUGUGUUUAUCUCGAUAGGUUUGCAGGUACUUCGUAGGGAUUUCAAAAUAUGUUCGCAUGUUACUCUCUUUCGGCAAUAUCUAUAUGGGUCACUUGACCAAACAUUUUCUCUUUUUGUUUGAAGGAAUUUGAGAAAAGUCAGUGAAGCCUAAGCUGAAGUUAAUUGAUGAAGCGUUGCAAAAUACACAUGCAAAAUACUAGGAGGAGAAGCGCUGACAUAAGUGUUUUGCAGAAAAAGAGAGUGGAGAGAACUAGAGAGAGUUCACCUCAUGACGUCUCUUACAAAUGCUGCGAGGUCCACAAAAGGACUUCAGAAUAGAAAAAAUUGUCAAGAGUUAGUAACUUUCUUGGUAGGUUUUUACCAUUGCCCUUUCAGUACAUCAAUUUUUUUUUAAAAAAUAUUACAAUUUAAAACUUUUACAUCAUAAGAGGGGUUUAGGGAACACCAACCUUCUCUGUUAAUGGGUUCGAAUUUGUAGACACAUCAGCUUUUAGGAGGUUUUACAUUAUAAAACUUAUUUUUAGAUAAUAAAUAAUUUAGUAUGUAUAUAUUUUCCUAAUACUGAAAACAUAUAUUAUACCUAUUAAAAAGAGUUAAUGCAAAUUCUGAGAAAAUAUAUUGGUAAAUUGUAAGUAUUAUUUUAUGAUAUUUUUGAGUAUUCAUUUUCUAUUUUCCAAGGACCAACUAUAUUUGUUGUGGAUGUUCAUCAUGUUUGUUCAGUACUUCACCACCAUUAAUUAUCUGGUUUUAAUUUGAGAGAUAUAUAAUUACUACAAAAUAAAAUAAACUACUCUAUUUAAUCAAGUAAUACUUUUCUUGGUAAUUUUGUUUUCUUGGAUUAGACAUCCAUUUCUUAAUUACACAUGACACAUCAGUGUAAAUUUUAAAAUUUAUAAUAAAAUUCACAUGUUUUUUACAUUUGAACUAUAUUUAUUAGCAAUACAUCAAUGCUUCUUAAAUUGUCUUUGUAGCUACCAAUACUAUUUGUGUUUUCUAUUUUUUAUUAGUUUAGCCUAGAUUUUGGUGGUAAAAAAAGAAAAACAAUUACGGAAUUCUUUUUUUCAAAUUUUUAUUGAUGUGAGUUUGAAGAAACUUAAAAAAAAAAUUAACAUAUUUUUAAUCAAAUAUAAUAAUUCAUAAAUUAUAACCUAACAUGUUAUUUAUAAAUAUUAAACAGAAACAAUUAAUAUCUUAUUUUAAGCUACUUGCUUAUUUUUAUAAAGAAAAUAUAAUAAAUUGGAUUUUCUUCUAAUUGUUUAAAUUAUAAAAUUUAAGAAGAAUUAUAUUAAAAAUCUAUUAAAUUUUUAAAAAAUAAAUAUUUUGAACACAGUGAAAUAAAUAUAUUUAUUUUCAUUUAGUAAUAAAUAUAUAAUUUCUAAAAUAAAAAAAUCAAAUAUAUAGUAAAAAUAGUGAAAAUUAUAAUUAAAAAUAAACCAAAAAUUUCAUGUAAAUUUUAAAUAUAUUUUUUCAUUUGCUUACCCGCCCGUAGGGCGGAUCCGACCCUAGUCACAAUACUAAAAGGAACAUAUUCUGUAUCCUGAGAAUGCCACGUCACCAAAAAUAAUUAGUCAACCAUGAAGCUUUAAAUCGCCAGGUCAUAUUCGCAUAUGUCUAAGUGAAGCUCGAAACUGGCCCAAUUCAAGCCCAGUCUGGCCUAAUCCCUAAUUUCUUCUGAAGCGUAGAGAGUUCAUCUUUCGACUCUUCCACUUCGUAUUCACCUGAUUGCUCUGUAACUCUGUUACUGCUUGCUCCUUUCUUCUUUAUGAUUCGUUCUGCCUCCCUCUAUUUCUUCUUAUAUAUAAAUUGAUACCAUAUCUUUGUGGAGGAUUACUUCAAAACAACACCCGGCUCUUCCACUUCGUCCUCACCUGAAUACUUUGAAAUCUCUUCCAUGGAGAUGAUGGUAUUGUAUCGUUAUUUGUAUAUUCAAGUUUUAAAUAUGACAAAUGUUUGCAGGUUGUUCCCCGAAUCUCCUUAUAGAUUUUGACCAAUGUUCGACUUUGUUUUUGAUUCCUCUGUUGUAGUGAUUGAUUUAAGAGUUUUGGGUUGGCAAUGAAGAGCUUUCUCAUAUGUACGCGAAGAGACUUCGUGACAUUGAUUACCUCAGUUGCAAGUUUGGCCGUACCAACAAUCUUAGUGAUGUUAAGAAUUUCUUUCAAUUUUUGUGAAGCUUAUAGGUUUCAUAUUCUUGCUCGCUUCAUUAUUUAAUCAAAAGAUGGACCAAUGUGUGUUUCUUCUCUUCAUAUGUUUGAUAUUUAGGUUUGCUUACGGCUCUUCCUAAGGAUUACUUUAGAGUUGUGAACUUGAGAGGUGUGAUUUUCAACAAUUGUAGUAUUUAAAAUCAACGGCGACAGAACCCUCCAUCAUUACCUCCUGGGUUGGGAAGGGCGAAGAUCAUCUCCAAGCUCAUCCUUUUAUGGAAACCUCUCCGGAUUGAUAUAGAGAUGUUAUUCAUCGACAAUAUUUAAGGAUUCUAUUUACUAUUCCUAUAUUCUCUCCAUUUAAGAAUCAAAAACCCUGACUAAUUGCAUUCACAUAGGGCACUCUGAUUACAAGGCUUCAUCUCCCCUUAUCGUUUAGCAAAAUACGAAGUUGUACUGUUAUUGACAGCCAAAUAUGAAAAGUUGUAUUUUGGGAGUGAUAAGUGAGAGUUUCCUGUGAGAUAGUGUUUAUACCAUCUGUUAAAACCCAAACAAAUAAAUCUAAGCAAUGAAAAGCUAUGGUCAUCUGUGUAUACUCUUUUUAUCUUAACUAUUCCCAGCAGUGUUAUAUUUUUCUUAAACUUUCUCUUGAAUUCUAACUUGGUAUCUUGUAAUGCACAGUGACUAUAAGUUUGUCAAUAGAACUACUGAAGUCGAACCAACUCCAGAAGAUAUAGAAAUGGACUAAGGAGAAGAAGAAACUGCAGAGAGUAACUUCAGACAAAGGAGUUCCAAUAUUCUAGCUAACGGCCUUGAAGAACAAUGAUAUUACUUCUUUGAAGGUCAAAGAUAUUAAAUGGUCCUAGACUGAAGAAGCCUAAAGGAUUCAAGCUUGAGAUUUUUGUAGCUCUAAUGCCUAUUUUAAUAUUCAUCUAAUGUUGACCACGAGCUUGCACCACUGCGACAAAAGGAAAUCAUAAGCUGCAUCUGGUAUAGGGUCGUAUUGGUUUCCUUCAUCAUUUGUUUUUGGGAACUGCAGCAGAAAAUCGUUCCGAACCGAAGCUGAUCUCGCAAAAAGAUUCUUCAGGUUGCAGAGUUUUAGGGCCCAUCAGUGUUUAAAAAAACAAGACACAACAAGUUUAGCGAGUUCAAUGCUGGAGGACCAACCACCAUUUCAAGUUGACCGACUCCACCGUCGCCAUCCGCUUCACCUAGAUGACUAACUUUGUUUGAAAUAACUGUUAGUGUUCAUCUCAUGCCAAUACGGAUGUUCUGGUUCCGCAGUCACCAACAACUAAGGCAUUAGCAAAUACAAACCCAAAACUUGUAGGAGCUCUCUUAUUUUUAAAUGUUACACGGAACCGACUUCAACUUUGACAAAGAUACCAUAACAAGCCAGCAAUUGUACGAUGAGUAAGUCUUUUCUGAAUCGAUUGUGUCAGAAUAACUUACGCAUAAGAAGGAUGCUUGCACGUUCAAAACAUCAACCACUGCAAGCUUAUGUGGCCUUGACGGCAACGCCCCCUCAAGUGGUUCUAAGUACGGAGAUGUUCAGACAAUCGAGAGCGUGAUUGUGGCGGAGCUUAAAGCAAUGGAACAACACAUGUUAUUGGUGCAGCAUUAAUAUGCCAAACUCUUUCAAUCUCCACUACUGUAACAAAAAAAUCCAAGGAAACAAUAAUGGCUCAUAUGUAUUUCUAGCUUAAAGCAACAAAAUAAAAUUGUGGUCUUAAUUAUUUUGAAAUUCCACAUUAUUAUAGUUCUACUAAAAUUAUACUAUUAUUAUUGUUAUAAUUUUGUUUAAAAGAACUUAAACAUAAAAUUUUAAAAUAUGGUAAAAAUAAUUUAUGUCAUGCUUUUUUUUGGUUAACCAAAUGAAUAAGAUUAUAAAAAGUCACUAUCAAUAUUCUGUAAUAAACAAUUAGAAUCUUAUUAAAAAGAUAAAAAUUAAUAGUAGUAUUAAAUAAAGAUAAACGGUUGAUUUUAAGAUAUUUUUUUUAAAAAAGAGACAAAAAGAUUUCAUAAUACAAUUACGCUAGAACCACAUUGGAACUGUAGAUAGUUAGAUGUGGCCUAAGCCCAAUACUUUAACUGCUUUAAGGAAGGAUCCAAUAUGUAUGGAAUCAUAACAUUAACCUCUUGGCGGACCAUCUAUUUGCAUCACUUACAAACUAUUACGGCUUAAUUAUCAAAUACCUUUCUACAUAUAAAACCCAUCCAACAAAAUUUUAUAUUUUAUGCUCCAACCAUUAGCCAUUCAAUUUGUGUAUUUAAACAAUAUAAACAUUGUGCGGCUGCUUUAUAAAUUCAUUUAAAAAAGAAAUAUAUGAACCCGGCGCGUAGCGCCGGAAUACUACUAGUAAAAGCUAAAGUUGCAAAUUCAAAGUUCUUUACAUAUGAAAUCUUGUUUUUUUUUUUUGACGAAACAUAUGAAAUCUUGUUGCAAGUUGUAACUAUAUAAUUAAUCUUAAACUAUAAAAAUUUUGAAAAAACAACAUUUUCAAAUUAUCUACAUUUCUUAAAUGAACCUUUAUAUUUUAUUUACAUGUAAGAUGGUCAUAGUCUCGUAGGAUAGAAGCAACAAAAAUUUCAAGAAAAUAAGGAAAAGUUGUGUGUUUUCAAGGUAAGAAGAAACAAAUAAAAACAGUAAAAAACUGCGAUAUUGCUCGCAGCCUCGCAGGUAAACAUGUGAUGGUCGGUUAAAAGGCGUUCAUACUGUUCAAACAAAUAUCGGAGCGUUAUGUCGGUGGCAAUUAUUUUGAUAAACCUCAAAUUUAUCAUACUUCUGAAUUCAUAUUUCAUUUUAGGAGAAAAGGUUAAAUUUUUAGCGAUAUUAUAUGCGACAUAGGAGACAUGUAUGUGCAAAUAUAGUAAUGUUAUAAAAAAAAUAUUGAUCUAUAUUACUAAAAGAUUUUUUUUUUAAUUACUGAUAUAAAUUGUUGACAUUUCUUAAAAAUGGGCUCAUCAUAUUAUUAUAUAUUUCAUAUUUAAAAACUAAUAUUCAUAUAAAUUUGUAAGACUGUAUCUAAUAUAAUGUUACUAUAUCUUUCAAAAAAUAUAAUUAUCAAAAUUUUAAAACCCACUAAGUUUUAUAAACGUCUCGAUAAUUAAAUAAUUUUAUUUAUUAUUUAUAUAUAUUAGUAUCAGUUUCAGCUUUAUACACAAUGUAAAAUUUAUGAUAUAAAUUUACACAAUCUUUAAAAUUAAAAUAAAUAGUAAAAAUAAUUAGAUAAUUUUUUUUGUAAAUUAUAAAAGUAAAUUAAAGUACAUGUAGACACAAAAUAACACAAAAAAUAGAUUUUACAAUAUAUUUUAAUUUAUAAAAAAUAUUAUAAAAUCCAAAUGGUAAUCUUAAAUGCACUUUACGGCUGACAAAAAGCACUUUACGAAUUUCACUAACUUACUCUUACUCUUGUAUAUACUUUUAAAAAUAUAAUAUGUCACACCAUAAGUAACAUAUCCAUUUUGGAUUUAGGCAUAUUUAUACCCCUGGAUUUAUACCAAAACCUUAUAUGAUUUCAAGUAGAGAAAUGCAAUACUUAUAGUAUUUUUACUUUAUAUUAUAAUAAUACAAGAUAAAAGAAUUAUUCCCGAGAUUAAAAUUACCACUUUAGAGAUACUUUAAUAAAUUUUAACAUUUUAAAUUAAAUUAAAAUUAUUCUACUUUAUUUUGGAAAUAUAUGUAUAUGCUGACAUAUAUCAUUUAAAAUGGCCACAUUUUAAUUUUCAAUUUUAAAUAAAAAUCACAAAUUCGUACUUUAUAUAAAAAAUUAUAAUAUAUAAACAAAAUAUUUAACAAAUAUUACACCUACUCAUAAUAUUUUAACAUAUGAAAUAGUUAUUUUCUAGAUCAAUAUGACAUAAAUCUCUUAAUAUAUGUGCUUUUAAAACUAUAAUUUUUAAAAUAAAUUCUAGUUAGUUUAACUAAUAUUCAAAUAUUUAAAAUAUAGUCAAUUUUCUUAAAUUGAUAUAUAAUUGAUAAGUAAACAUUUUUACGAGUACAAUUUUCACUGGCUAUUCUAUCUAAUAUACAAAUAUUUACAAAACUAGUUGAACAUAUAUAAUUGUCAUUUAUAUUAUAAACUAACAAACAGUUAAUAGUUUUGCUAACUAAAAUAUAAUCUCACACUUUGAAAGUAUGGAUAAAAUUUGGUAUACUAUUACAAACAGCUAUAAAUCAUAUAACGUGGAAUUGGAAUCAAAACAAUACUAAAAGCUCGAUACGCAGCCUCGCGAGCGUGUCCACGUAAGAAAAAAAAUCAGCCAAUGAGAUUAAAUUAUUUGGCCAUGUAAUCAGAAUUAUUUGGGCUCUGAAUUUGUCACAUAAUAUUUGCAAUAAAAAAUAACCCAUUGAGGCCCAAUAUCAAACCCUAGAUCAUUACACGAGUCCUUCUUACUUUUCAUCUUCCUUCUUCCUCUAGAUUUUCAUCGAUUGAACGACGUUUGGCUCACCAUCUCCACUGCAACCAAACUGUAGAGUAAUCAAUUGUCCGUUUUGGUUUGAUUGAUGGCUUCCUCUCCAUUUAUUUAUAAAUCUCUUCUUUCAUGUUUUUUUUCAAUCAAAACUCUCUCAAUUUGUUCUCGCGAUGAAGUCGAACGGGAAAGCCAUAGUCUCCGACGAUCCUAUUGUGAAGAAACCAAACGGCAAGGAUGUUGUCUCCUCCACCGUUCUGGAUCAACCAACCGGUAAAAAGGCCGUCUCCUCCGCCAAGGUCCAUAAGGUUAUGCCCGCUGUCUCCUCCGCUGUACCGAUCCAACCAAGCGGAUCAACCGCCGUCUCCUCCGUCAAGGUUGAUAAGGUUCGCUCCUCCGCCAAGGUUGAUAAGGUGUUGUUUUUUAGAGACGUCUCAUUUGGCAUACAAGAAGGGGAGUUAAGGUUUCGGCUCAUCCAUUUCUGGGAGGCUCGAAAUGUGCUUACAAAAACACUUAUUGGUCUAGAGAUGCUCCUCAUUGAUGAACAGAGAACUGUUAUCCAAGGUUUCAUCCCAUCAGCAAGGAUUGAUACCUACUUGCCACACAUGAAAGCAGGAUCUGUCUACAGACUGAAUAAGUGUUUCGGAUCAAACAGCAAAGUCAUGUACCGGGUUGCUGAGCCUAGGGUAGUCAUCAGUUUCACUUCGAACUCUGUUCUCUCUGAUCUUGAGGACAGUCGGGUUAAUUUCCCUGAUGAUCGGUUCCGUUUCCAUAGUUACGAAGAGUUUGAGGCAGCAUGUGACCUCAAAGGUGAUCUUUACGAUUAUGUUGGGCACUUGAAACUGGUGAAUGGGCAGACACUGAAUGACAGUGUGGUGCUUGACGAAGAGGAAAUAGCUUCGACCCGGCGGGUUUUGCUCCAUGUUCAAACUCAUGAUGGACCAGUGAUGAAGCUCUACCUAUGGGACCAGGCUGCAGCAGACUUUUGUGCCAAAUUCAAGUCACAUGGAAGCACUCCAAGGGUUAUUUUAGUAACCACUGUCAACCCAAAACGUUUUGGAGGUGCUCUUGCUCUUGCUUCAAUGUCAUCCUCUCGGGUGUUUUUGGACUUUGAUGUUCAACCAACCCGUGAUUAUGUCACUUGGUUGGACUCAAAUUUAGAUGUGGCUAAUAGGGUUGAUGCAAAUGUGGUCACAAAGACUGAAACAAUGACGAUAGGGGAGCUAUUCUCCUAUAUCAAGCAGGAAGCAGCAAAGGUUACUUGGUUUGAGUGCACAGCAACUGUUGAUGCUGUUUUCCACGGUUCUCCUUGGUAUUAUAUUGGCUGCGGUGUGUGCCAUACUAAGGCAAUCAAAGGGCCUACAUCACUCAUGUGCAAGAAAUGUGGAAAACAUGAAGUAGAUGGUGUUCCACAGUACCUCACAAAGCUGUCUGUUUAUGACAACAAUGACCAUGCGGUUUUUGUUAUCCUUGGUGAAGCUGGGCGUGAGCUGACUGGGAAACAAGCAUCUGAGUUGGUUGAGAGCUACUUUGAGGCCAAUGAGAGCAUGGGCGAUGAUCACUUAAUCCCGGUGCCACAGACCUUGGUUGAUACCAUCGGACGGACAUACAGGUUCAUUGUCAAGGUAUCAGAUCGCAAUAUUAAAGGCGAGAUACACACUCUGACUGUCACAAAAGUACUCCCUCUUGAUGUUCCUGAACCUGUAAAAGCUUUGGUAGAAACUGUCUCUGAGGAACCUGUGGAUGGGAGGGUGAAGAGAGGUUCUGAAAUGGUUGAAUCAGGUGAAGCCAAACGUGCUAAGUCUGGCAAUUAGAUCUCCAGUUAUACUCUCACAUGUUGGGAGAAUAUGUUGCGGAUUAAGUACUGGUUUUCAUUUUAUUUAAAGACUAUUUUGUGUUUUAUUUUCAUACUUUGGCUUUCAACAUUUGAGCUAUCUUGGCUCUGGACUAUUUUGAUUUUAUUUACCUUUUGCUUAUUUUUGAACUUAUGUUUAUCACUGAUCAUUACUAAAUGAUAUUGACUUUCGUCCAUGUUUUAUUUAUUUACAUGCAAAUUAA
Molecule: messenger RNA, 8871 nt
Organism: Brassica rapa (field mustard)
Lineage: Eukaryota; Viridiplantae; Streptophyta; Magnoliopsida; Brassicales; Brassicaceae
Product: replication protein A 70 kDa DNA-binding subunit A-like
Source: RefSeq, a predicted model, not a curated record